This is a messenger RNA of Symphalangus syndactylus (siamang), 1113 nucleotides long. It is a transcript of the gene LEMD1, whose product is annotated as LEM domain containing 1. The record is from RefSeq and is a predicted model, not a curated record. NCBI's taxonomy places the organism in Eukaryota, Metazoa, Chordata, Mammalia, Primates, Hylobatidae.
CAUAGACUUUAGAUAACCAUGUGAAGGGUAUUAAAAAGCCUUGAAACAUGAUAGAAAUGUGGUACAACAAACUCCAAAAUUAAAAAAUCUCCGUUAAAAGGUUGACAAAUGGGUCUGUCUUUUUGUGGAUUUUGUUAGGAUUCUACCAUCAGAAAAGAGGCCAAACUUCUAUCACCAUGGUGGAUGUGAAGUGUCUGAGUGACUGUAAAUUGCAGAACCAACUUGAGAAGCUUGGAUUUUCACCUGGCCCAAUACUACCUUCCACUAGAAAGUUGUAUGAAAAAAAGUUAGUACAAUUGUUGGUCUCACCUCCCUGUGCACCACCUGUGAUGAAUGGACCCAGAGAGCUGGACGGAGCUCAGGACAGUGAUGACAGCGAAGAGCUUAAUAUCAUUUUGCAAGGAAACAUCAUACUCUCAACAGAAAAAAGCAAGAAACUCAAAAAAGCUGCCCUUUUCCUUGUCUUUUGGCUUUUCCAGGAGUUUUUUUUCGCCUGCAUCCCUUGGUGUUUCCAGGUUGUCAGCUCCUCCAGCUCCCAGUCCGGGAUAUAUAAGUGGCCUGAGGCUUCCACCACUAAACCCAAAGCUGUAGAUAUCUAUUGCUUGGAUUAUAAGCCUUCCAAGGGAAGAAGGUGGGCUGCAAGAGCACCAAGCACCAGAAUCACAUAUGUGACUAUCACCAAAGAGAGAGACUACUGCGUGGAAGACCAGACUAUUGAGAGCUGGAGAGAAGAAGGUUUCCCAGUGGGCUUGAAGCUUGCUGUGCUUGGUAUUUUCAUCAUUGUGGUGUUUGUCUACCUGACUGUGGAAAAUAAGUCGCCGUUUGGUUAAGUAAUUUAGGAGCAAAGCAAUGCUCCAAGUGAGGCCUCCUGCUUCAGGAAAGAACCAAAACACUACCCUGAAGGGCCAGCCUAGCCUGCAGCCCUCCCUUGCAGGGAGCCUUCCCUUGCACUGUGCUGCUCUCAUAGAUCGGUAUCUGGGCUCAGCCAGGUGGAAGGAACCAAUGGGAGAACGAGGCACCUGUGUUAACAGCAUGAUGGUUAGGAAAUCCCCCAAGUCAUGUCAGCUGUCAUUAAAGGUGCUUCCAUAUUUGAGCAGGUGUCAAACAAGGAAA